ACAACUAAGUCACCGUUGUAUAUUUCAAAUGUCUAACUAAUUAUUCAAAAUUUUCCGUGCUAUUUCUCGAAAAUAUUUCGCCCAAUUCCGAACAAUUCGCAAUGUAAGUCCGGACGACUUCAAAUUUCGCGCAACUGAAAUGGAGAUUCCUGCACUAACCACCACGUUCGACCUGAACUGUCAGUCUGACAGCACACGUCGUCUCUAUUCUAGGUUAGAAACCAUGGCAAGAAAUUUCGUAAAAGAAAUAAAAGAGUUAAAUAAAACGUACGUCCAUAUUAAAGACCCGGAAAAGCUGAACGCUAAACUAAACGGUAUAAUUACUGACGGCUUCCAACAGCUGCAAGUGGUGUCAGACUUUGACCAAACACUCACCAAACAGCACGAGAAUGGCAAGCGACACCGGAGCAGUUUUCGCAUUUUUGAGUGCUGUCCUUCCGUCACCGAGCAAUAUUUGGAAGAGACAAAUGCGUUAACUGAGAAGUACUUCCCAAUGGAGUACGACCCCAAUAUUUCGGAAGAGGAGAAACGCAAAUUGAUGGAAGAGUGGUGGCGACAGUCGGAAAAAAUCCUAUGUGGUUUAGCAGUCAGUUGUAAGGAAAUCGACGAAGCCGUGGCCAAAGUGGGCAGUUCAUUACGCGAUGGCACUAAGGACCUGUUCCAGGCCCUCAAAAAUCAGGACGUGCCUAUUUUGGUUUUCUCAGCCGGUCUCGGAAACAUCGUGGUUUCCGUCUUGAAGAACCAAAAUGUGUACUUACCAAACGUUAAAGUGAUUUCAAAUUUUUUGAAAUACAACGAAAGCGGAACGAUUGAAGGCUUCACAGGCCCGCUGAUACAUGUUUUAAACAAGAACGAAUUCGCGAUUAAAAAUACUGAAUAUUACGAUUUAGUCAAAAAUCGCAACAAUGUUAUUUUGUUAGGGGACUCCCUUGGUGACGCUAAAAUGGCAGAUGGCAUGGCUCAUGCUAACCACGUACUCAAAAUAGGCUUCAUCUAUGAGAAGGUUGAGGGCAAUUUGCCCGCAUAUAUGGACACUUUCGAUAUCGUGUUGGAAGACGACCAGACCAUGGAUGUCAUAAGAGCCAUAAUUAAUUUAAUCAAAUGAUUGGUGCUUACAUAUCACUGUUUACUUAACUGAAAUAUUUUAAUAUUCGGGUCAGAUCAUCUCUGAUCUAUUUUUAGUCAAAUUAGUUCCCAAGAAACUUAUUUAUGCUUAAGUCAUUGUUUUUCUGAAAAACAAUGGAGAAUAGGAGUGCUCUCAAUUUGUAUAUUUUUUCACAAAUUUAAUUUGCUCACUAAUUGUUUACUUAAUUAUACAAUCCUGAUUUGUAAGGUCAAGAAAUUUGCUAUUAUCAAUCUCGUGAUGAUGUGUCACUUUUUAUGUUUUAUUGAACAAAUAAACAGGAAAAUGACA
Molecule: messenger RNA, 1414 nt
Organism: Tribolium castaneum (red flour beetle)
Lineage: Eukaryota; Metazoa; Arthropoda; Insecta; Coleoptera; Tenebrionidae
Gene: cN-IIIB
Product: cytosolic 5'-nucleotidase IIIB
Exons: 5
Coding region: 140-1105 (321 amino acids)
Cellular component (GO): cytoplasm
Molecular function (GO): 5'-nucleotidase activity; magnesium ion binding
Source: RefSeq, a predicted model, not a curated record